AUGGCAGACUCCAGGGCUGAUGACGAUCGACGGCUCAGAGGAGAAGGAGAGAUUGUGAGCGAUUGGUCACGAUGCAUGAGGCAACAGAUUUGGGAUUGCUUGAGAAAUGAAAAGAUUUCAGUGUUCUCCGUAUGGGGAUGGCAGGGAGUGGGGAAGACAAGGAUCAUGAGACAGGUGGUUGCAGCGGUGAUGGAGGAAUCCAGAGAAUCUAGCGGUCUGUUUGAUGUAAUCAUCCGAGUAAGAGCACCGGGGGUCGAGUGUCUUGCGGAGAAGAUGCAGGCGAGAAUCAGAGGAGAAUUGGACAGUUUGUCGAGUUUAAGAAGAAGGCUAUUAAUGGCGUUGGAUGCAAAGGGAAGAAGGAAUCGGUUGGUGGAGGUACAGAUGGGAAUCAAGGAGGUGUUGGAGAUCCCAAAGUCCAUGCACUUCUCUGCAGCUGCUAAACUAAUCUCGGCUAAGCUAAGCGGUCAGCGUUUCCUCCUCGUCUUGGAAGAUGUUUGGGAAAGCAUCAACUUGGAAGAGAUGGGAGUUCCCCCAGUCAUGGCAUCUGCUAUCACCAGCAGCAGCAAAGUCGUCAUCACGACUCGAUCCCAUGAAGUUUGUAAGGAAAUGGGAGCCCAAGUAAACAUCAUGAUGGGGGGGUGGUCUAAAGAAGACGCCUGGGAUUUUUUGAAGGAAGAGGCAGCCGAUGUGGCCACCAGCAUUGGUUUCUCAACAACAGGAGACAUGGUCUUGAAAUGCUUCUCUUACGUCUCCUUGUUCUGUCGAAACGGAUGCUCCAUUGAUGGGGAUUCCUUGAUAGAUGAAUAUUGGAGUUUGGAGGGCUUUUUAAAUGGAUCCUUCAAUGAGGAGGAGAAUAAAGAAGCGGCUUUCAAGAGACUUGGGAAUGUACUGCUCAAAGAGUUAGCAGAGAGAUGCAUGGUGCUACUGUCUCUGAUGUCAUCAAACCCAGAUUACCUACACUUUUAUCUAAACAAGUAUGGAAAAUAUUUAGAUAGCACGUCAAAAUUUCAAACUAUUGAAGACGGAUUUAUGGAUUGGCUAAAAGAGCAAUUUACAAUGGAGGAAUCUUCGGGAGGACGCUAUCAUGUGGAUAUGAAUUCUCAUGUGAGGCAAGUGAUUGAUUCUCAGACGUUCCUAGUGAAAUACAACUUAGACGGGGAAGAAGCAUGCCAAUGGAUCUCAUUAUCCCACAAUCAGGUAGAAACAUUUCAAUUCAGCUCUCCAAACUACUCUCUUCUCUCGACGUUGUUGCUCAAUGAUAACGAUCGCUUGCAAGAAAUCCCAGACAGUUUUUCCAAGAACAUGACCAGACUCCGAGUCCUUGACCUUUCUUCUACAAGCAUCUCUUCCCUGCCAUCAUCCGUGUCCUGCCUUCACGAAAUACGGUUGUUGAAGCUUCGAAGCUGCAGCAAGCUAGAGGUUGUUCCUGCAUUCUUAAAGGAUAUGCAGAAGCUUGAGAUCCUUGAUCUCCAUCAAACUCCCUUGAUGAAAACGAUGGAGGUAUCCUUCCACAACAUGCAAAGCCUCCGACGUCUCGACAUAUCGGGUGCCUGCACCCUCAAAAGGCUCUCACUCAAGGGUUGUCAUUCUCUACUAACAGUGGUUAGUCUGCAGAAACUUUCAAAACUUGAGGCACUUGAUCUUUCAGGCACGAAAAUGGAAGAGCUCACAGAUGAAAUUUUCAAUCUGACUAGCAUGCGGUGCCUGGAUCUGUUGGGAAUGGAGCAUCUGAAGACGAUUGACUGGAGAAAUAUACAUCGGCUUCCAGAAAAAUUAAAUUGGGAUCGUUGUGGCUUGGACUUGAUGCAUGAACCGCACCAAGACAGCAGCAGACGUCGCAUCUCGGUCAGUGAUGCUGGUGUUUUCAAGUCAUUGGGCAAAAAAUCGAGACUCUGGAAAUCCUACUUUCUAAAAUUCCAUUUCUUGGUCUGUCCCUGUAAAGGAGGUCGCAAGGAUAUAUAUGCUCGUUUAAAAAGAAACCGAUUUCUCUACCGGCGUAUUUAUUCUCAAUUUGAGGUCUUUGAGUUAUGA
Magnolia sinica is the source of this 2031-nucleotide messenger RNA. RefSeq names its product probable disease resistance protein At4g27220. Gene Ontology annotation, biological process: defense response to other organism. The transcript has a single exon. Bases 1 to 2031 code for a protein of 676 amino acids. Lineage: Eukaryota; Viridiplantae; Streptophyta; Magnoliopsida; Magnoliales; Magnoliaceae. Gene Ontology annotation, molecular function: protein binding; ADP binding. The record is from RefSeq and is a predicted model, not a curated record.